CGUUCGCUGACUUCUCAGUUCAUUUCCAACGAAGCAGCAACUAGUUACUAGUCUUCUUCACUAGGCACCCUGUUUUGAUUUGUGUUGAAAUCCAUAAAGUGACUCAGUGUGUAGUGCCACAAAAAAAAACUAUCGCUUACAACCUCUAAUAGAAAUCAACGAAAACAAAAUCUAUCGCUCAUCGGUUGAAGAAGACGACGAUUGUGUAAUCAUGAUGCUCGCGAUCGCGAUGCAUUCUCCGUAAAAAAAAAAAACAUCGGAGUCUGAGACAGAGAAGAAAAAACUCGAGUGAGAUUGCGAAAAUUCAUCAGUUGUAAACAAAGAUUUCAUCCAAAUCGUGAGCGCCUUCUAAUCAUUCCUUGCCACCGCCAAUCUAGUCCAACACGGUAAACAAAUGAUAAGCGCAGCGGUGUCUCUCCAGGCACAUCACUGACCGCCAAGCCGAGCGUCUCGCCGCAGUAUCGCUUCGUUAACGGAUCUCGAAUCACCUUCGCCUAAUACCUAAAAAUGAAUCUAGCCAGCAGUUUGGAGCUGUCGUCUACCAUGGCGCCAAAUCUUACCGCCCAUAUGGUCACCGAAACCGGCAUGAGCAAAAUUGAGGCCAAACUGCUUGCCAUUCUGGCCCUCGGAGUGGGCAGUUUUGUGUCCGGAAUAUUGCCACUGUUUUGUUCGCAGCGGAACCGCGAGCGAUUUCCGGCGUUGAUUUCCUUUCUGCUGUGCUUCGGGGCAGGUGUUCUGCUGGCAACGGCUCUCGUACACAUGCUACCGGAAGUUCGGGUUGCUCUGAAGCAGUAUGCGGAGAUUAUCUUCUGUCUUGGAUUCUUCCUCAUCUAUGCCGUAGAUGAAAUAAGCCAUAUGUGCGGCGUUGGCCAUAGUCAUGGGCACAGUCACGGUCACGGAGGGCAGCACAACGAGAGGGCCUCUACUUCCGGAAGGCGAAUCAGUCGAGAUUCGACCAAUGCGGAUGUUGACAGCAGAGGCUAUGGAACCAGCGAGGAAACGAAGUUGCUGAGUAAAAGGAUGUUCUACUUUCAUUCCAGCGACAGUACUAUUCAAAUCCCUCAGCGCUCGGCAGACUUCGACGCACCUGAAAGCAGUCAAACUCUCGGAAUGUCCUGUCCAUCCGAUUCAACCGAAAGCAUCCCAAGGGCCGUCAUCAUAACCGGGGAUAUGUCGGAACCGGUGACCGGAGUAUUCAGCCUGCUCCUAGCACUGGUAGUGCACUCGUUGCUCGAGGGUCUCGCCAUCGGAGUACAAAGUUCAGCACCAGCUGUCCUCCUUCUGCUGGGUGCUGUCAGUGCCCAUAAAUACGUCGUAGGAUUCUGCCUCGGCGUCGAAAUUUGCUCCCACGGGAGUCGGCAUCGCUGUUCGCACAUCCUGCAGAUCCUAACGUUUGCGGUGGGAUCGGUGGCCGGUAUCGCAGUGGGCAUGGUGCUCGACGACAUUGGCCAGACGUUCAACGACCUGGUGAUACCGACUCUACAAGGAGUGGCCGGUGGCACUCUGCUAUACGUAACCGUCAGCGAGGUUCUUCCUCGGGAGCGGGGAAAGCGCGCCGAAAUGCGGCUGCGGCAUGUCGGCCUUCUGCAGCUGAUUGCAGUGAUACUAGGUUUUACCGUGAUGUCUAUUUUAAGUCUGAUCAUAACCGAAAAUUAGCGAACUCGAACUGGAAUGCGAGGUUCGAUUGGCAUUUUUUAAUCCUAUAAAAAAUAUCGCUUUUAAGUAGUUGAACAGAGAGCUGUAGAUAUGUAUAUUUUAAGAGAAAUGAGAUAGAAAAAAAACGUGCGGGCCAAGCUGUUUGCAUGGGUCUAAUCGAUUAUAAAUAAACGGCACGUGAGAUGAAGUAACGAA
Molecule: messenger RNA, 1851 nt
Organism: Aedes aegypti (yellow fever mosquito)
Lineage: Eukaryota; Metazoa; Arthropoda; Insecta; Diptera; Culicidae
Product: zinc transporter ZIP1
Exons: 3
Coding region: 508-1656 (382 amino acids)
Biological process (GO): zinc ion transmembrane transport
Cellular component (GO): plasma membrane
Molecular function (GO): zinc ion transmembrane transporter activity
Source: RefSeq, a predicted model, not a curated record